AUGGCCUACAAGCACCUAGAGGUCCACGAGACUCAGCUUCUCGGGUAUCAGGGUGCCUUAUCCGAGGAGAAGAGCAGCCGGAAGGAUUCAAUUCCUUGGCUCAACUCAAAAGACAAGCAAUGCAGUCUUCAAAAAGCGCACAAACACGGAUGGAAGCCGUUAACAAUAAGCGCACCGGUGCUCUUCUCUUUUGCCUUCAUUUCCUUUGUUAUCGCCGCCAUUAUUGAAGUCCUCGCACAGCAAAGCAACAAAAACGGAGGCCUUGCUCUUUCCCCCACCGCAACCGACAUCCCGGGUUACGCGAAGUUCGGUUAUCUUUUCUUACCUACAAUUGUUGCCGUUGUAUACAGUCUACUUUGGAGUUGGAUCGACCUGGAUGUGAAGCGGAUACAACCAUGGCUUGAAAUGUCACGGCCAGGGGGUGCCACUGCGAUGCGUUCAGUCUUUUUGGACUAUCCUUAUGACUUUGUUGCCUUCGUUCCAAUGAGGGCGGCGAAGAGACGCCACUGGGCCGUGUUUUAUAGUGGAACGGUAAUGGUAAUGAUCUUUUGGCUAAUCACUCCCCUUCUGGCUGCAAUCAUGGGUAGUGGACCAGUUGAUAUGCGGCGUGAAGUGGUUGUGUCCACGAAUGAGGUUGUCCGACCGGCUUCAGAGCAAGUCGAAACAAUGGAUCAAUCCAUCCUCAACGAGGGCUAUGCUAUCACUUGGUUGGAUCAGCCAUAUCCGCCUUACACUACUGCUGAUUAUACACUACUACCGUUUGUGGUAGAUAGCGACACAAAACGAGCGUCUUCAACGAAUUGGACUGGAACUACAACCAAGUACUGGACUCAACUUGAUUGCUGGCCAGCUGAAAUCCAUCCGGGAUCCUCAACGUAUGAUUUCCUUGACGGCAGAGGUUGUAAUGCCAGUGACAUUACACCCUAUGGCUUCAUACCAAGCGUCGAACAACCCUACAAGAUGCAGUACAUCGGCUAUCACAACAGCGCCUGGGCGGACUACUGGCUGUCCAUGACAUGCUCCAAAGCCGCAUCUCACCAAUUCCUGGCAAUCUGGGCUAGGUACAGAGAGAAGGAGGAAGUCAGCUCCGUCUUCUGCGAGACAAGUUAUUUCAAGCAGCAAGUUAAUGCCACUGUCUUUGCUGAUACGAAAAAGCCUCACGAGGACUCCAUCGUGCCAGUUGGCCCUAGAGAGAAACUGUCAUCGACGGAAUUCAACUCUUCUGCUUUUGAACACCUCUUAGGCGCCGGCGUCUCAUCUACUGAACUCGAGACAACGCGGGAGCAUCCUUUCGGACAACUGCUAGAACAGCACCAUCAAGUCAAGCAAUUUGGCCUGAGGUGGCCAUCAUCGCCACUGGUAGGUUUCGCUAUUGGUUCUCAAAACAUAUCUUCGCUCGAUGUGUUUCAAGACAACGAUUUCUUGGGCGAUGCAUUCAAUGCCACACACAAGCUACUGUUCUCUCUCGCAUUGCGCCGCAUGCUCACAAACUCUUCAACCGAGGCCACAGAGCAGGGUGUGGCGGAUAUUGUACGGCACGGCAUCAUUGUCAGUCGGCUUUUUUCGGCUUUGGUCGAAGGGCUUCUAUUUUUGGUCGGAAUUUUCUCAUUGCUCCUGUGGUGGCAUGGCAAGAGAGCACCGAGUUGCCUCAACGCGGACCCGGCUUCCCUUGGAUCACUAAUGAGCAUAUGCCAAAACAGCUCGACUUUGUUGGAAAAAUUCUCCGGAAAAGGCUGCCUACCCGAUGAAAAACUCCAAGAAGCAUUCCAGGAUAAAAGGUUCCAGUUGAUCUGUGGAUGUCAAAGCCGGUCAGGUGAGAUGGUCAUUAAGGUCGUCGAUACUCGAGAAGAAUUCGUUGAGAGUCAGCGUAUCAGCUUGCCCGAGCCCGAUAUGGCUCUCUCUGUGGGUCAUUACUCGCCUGUGAAGCCACUUGCGCUGAGACGCGAGGUUGGUUUCUUGGUCAUACUGUUGAUGGCUGGUGCCGUAACUGCAUUGAUCUACUUGAAGUUACAGGAACAGCGCAUUGGAGGACUCAUCAGACCGACGACAAACUUCGAGGUUCUCCAAAUUCUCGAGAACUACGUGCCAACGGUGUUCGCAACCCUACUAGAGCCGUUUUGGGUCCUAUUAAAUCGACUACUCUGCACUCUCCAACCCUUCAAAGAUCUCUGGGCAGGCCAACGACCCGCCAAAGGCUCUAUCAACGCCAGAUAUACCUCCGUACCUCCCCAGUUCGUCCUUUUUCGCGCGGCUAAGUCUGGCCAUUUGAUUUUGGUGGGAAUCUGUCUCUUGGCAGUUCUUUCUAACUUGCUUGCGGUUGGACUUGGUGGUCUCUUUAACGAGUUUCCAGUUGUUGUUAAUAAAACUUGCGACUUCCAGCAGUCGAUGAAGCCACUGAUGAACAACGAUACGGUCAACGGAGUUGUGAGCAAACAGACUUUCAGCGCUAAUGUCAUUUCCUACGAAUCACAGUUUUACAUCGCGAUGAACAACGUCACCCAGGGCACUCCCUUACCGGCGUGGGUGAAUCAGGGAUACUUCUUCCAACCUUUCAAAACAAUACCAGGGGACGUGAAUCAGGGCGACGCAUAUAAGGCUUCAACCAGAGGAUUUGGGGUUGAACCAUCUUGCUCGGCCGUCAGCACAGUCAAGAGUCGAGGACGAGCUCCAAUUCUGAAUUACACCUUUGCCCGCGACGGGCAGACAGUUCCCGACUGUCCUACAACAUAUCAGGAACCAAAAUUGGACCUGAACAAAACCAAUCCAAACCUACCGAGUGGUCCCUCAACAGCCGAAGUCGUGACCACGCUCACCCGAGAUACCGGUAGUUCGCCUUGCGAGAUCCCGCUUGUUCUCAGCUGGUCACGAAGUUCAGAGGUAUUGGACAAAGAGGAUGGCGAGAUGGAAACUUGGUUCGUCGUGUGCACGCCCGUCUUUACCACCAGCAUGUUCGACGUCACCGUGGAUCCGCAAGGCCACGUUCUCAAUGCGAUCCAGACAUCAGAGGCCUCCCCAACGCUCGAUUAUCCCCUCUCUACAAACAACACGGACGUCAUCACGACAUACUUGAAUCGCAUACUCAGCGGAGCCCCCUUCCCCUGGCACAACGACACCCUGUCCCGCGACUGGAUGAACUACCUACUAAAGAUCCAGCCCGGUAACGCCAAAAUUCUUGACCCUCUAACGACCCCGAACACCGCCGCUCUGGUCCCAUCGAUCGAUGCAGUCUACCGCCAGCUCUACGCCAUACUUCUCAGCCUAAACACUCAAUUCUUCGAAAAGUACGCGGAACCGAUCACGAUCACGGGUACCGAACGACACACCGAAACCCGCAUUUUCAUGGACAACACCGCCUUCAUCAUCAGCCUCUCCGUGCUAGGCCUCAACAUCAUCGUAGCCGUCCUUCUCUACGGCGGCUCAAUCAAGCACUUCCUCCCGCGGUUACCCACGACCAUAGGCUCCUUGCUCGCCUACGUCGCGCCUAGUAGGGCGGUGCGCGAGUACGACGGGCCGAACAGCCUCACAACCGCGACCUUCAGUUUCGGACGAUAUGUCGGCGACGACGGCCGUGCACAUGUGGGCAUUGAAAUGGAUCCUCUGGUUAUACCCGUGAAACUGUCCGCGCUGAAGAAGGGCGAUACGGAACCGAGAACGGGACUGCUCCGGAGGGUUUUGGGACGCAAGAAGUCGGGACGAGGGGAUACGUGGCUCUGA
Messenger RNA from Colletotrichum truncatum, 3714 nucleotides. RefSeq lists its product as uncharacterized. The record is from RefSeq and is a predicted model, not a curated record. Lineage: Eukaryota; Fungi; Ascomycota; Sordariomycetes; Glomerellales; Glomerellaceae.